AUUUAUUGAAAAUUGCUUAAUAAAUACAUUUUACAAUUGAGGGUAGAGUUGACUUUGUUUCAAAAUGUAUAUAUAAAGGAGUGGACACUCCUUUUUCCUCACAUUCAAGUCCUCAUUUGCUACUUGCAUAUGCUCUUUCACAAACAAGCAAAAAAAAAAAUGGAUACCAAAGAACACUACAAACCAAUUUAUUUGCUUCUGAUUUGUCUAUCAACUAUCCUGCAUCAAACCUUAGCUUUUGGAUCAACACCAAGUGCAAGAGUUUUGUGCAUAAAGAAGGAGAGGGAAGCUCUUCUCGAGUUCAAACGAGGUCUCAUAGACGAAAAUAAUCUGCUUUCUUCAUGGGAAAAUGGCGAAGAUAAUGAGGAAUGUUGUUCUUGGAGGGGUGUGAAAUGCAGUAACACAACUGGCCAUAUACUCGUCCUCAAUCUUCGUGGGAGUAUUGAAUCCAAUCCUGAUGGUACUAAGGAUCUCACAUUGAGAGGUAACAUCAGUUCUUCAUUGGUUAAGUUGCAGUAUUUGAAGUACUUGGACCUUAGUUUCAAUGAUUUUGGUGGCCAAAUACCAAGAUUUAUUGGAUACUUCAAAAGACUAGAGUACUUAAAUCUCUCAUAUAGUUACAAUCCUUUCACUGGUCUAAUUCCCACUCAGCUCCAAAAUCUUACCUACUUAAGGGCUCUUGAUCUUGGUGGCAAUUCUUUAACAUGCAAGAACCUUGAGUGGCUUCCUCAUCUAAUGUAUUUGGAGUACUUAGAUUUGAGUGCAUCCUAUGUGCAAGCUACAAAUUGGUUACAGGAGAUAAUCAGGCUCCCUAAUUUGAGGGAAUUGCAUUUAUCUUCCUGUCAACUCUCCAUAAUCAUUCCUUCAUCAUUUGUAUCAGCAAAUAUUUCCUCCUCUGGUCUUUCCGUUCUUGACAUCUCCUAUAAUGGAUAUUCAUCUCCUGCAAUAAAUAGUUGGUUAUAUAACUUCACUAGUCUUACUAGCCUAGAUCUUUCGGGCAAUGAUUUAGGUCAAAUUGCUAGUGCCUUUGGGUACUUGAAAUCUUUGGAACAUCUUAGGCUAUAUGGAAGUGGUAUUCAAGGUGGGAUACCAAAGUCUGUUGAGAAUUUAAGUCAUUUAUGCUCUCUUGAUGCACGAUCCAAUAACUUAAGUCAACCAUUUUCUGAGUUGCUUAAUAUCUUAUCAGGGAGUAAUAGAUCACUUGAAUUUUUGUUUUUUGAGGACAAUGCACUAACUGGUUCAUUGAUUAAUCUUACUAGAUUUUCAUCCUUGAGGGAAUUGAGGCUACAAAACAAUUUGCUGAAUGGCAUUUUCCACGAAAGCUUUAGACAAAUUUCCAGUCUUGAAUAUCUUGAUUUGUCUAAUAACCAAAUGACAGGGCCAUUACCAGACUUGGCAUUAUUUCCAUCUCUGAAAGAGUUGCGUCUGGGGGGUAAUCAUUUUAAUGGGAAGAUGCCACAAGGUUUAGGGCAACUUCACAAGCUCAAAAUCUUGGAUGUCUCUUUCAAUAGACUGCAAGGCUUACCGGAAAGUUUAGGGAAGCUUUUCAACCUUGAAAGUUUUGAUGCUCCUUAUAAUUUGUUAGAAGGUACAAUCUCUGAAUCCCAUCUUUCCAACCUUUGCAACCUGAAAAGUUUAAAUUUGACUUUCAACCCCUUGACUUGGAAUGUUAGCCUUGAUUGGGUUCCAUGUUUUCAACUACAAGUUAUCGGCCUUUCAUCUUGUAAUCUUGGGCCUCUUUUUCCAAAAUGGCUUGAAACUCAAAAUAGCUACUCAAUUCUGGAUAUCUCUCUUAAUAGUAUCUCGGACACAACGCCUAGUUGGUUUUCAAAGUUGCCUCCCAUGUUAUCAUAUUUGAAUCUCUCUUACAACCAAAUCAGUGGAAAGAUACAAGACUUGUCAGCCAAUAAUCUUGGUUCCUUUGUCUUAGAUUUCAGUUAUAACAAUUUUUCAGGGCCCUUACCAAUAUUUCCUAAAUUUGCUUAUGAUUUGCAUAUUAACAACAAUCAGUUUUCUGGAUCACUUAACUCCAUAUGUAAACUUCGUUCAGCCACAAUCCUUGACUUGUCAGAAAAUCUCUUGUCCGGAGAGAUUCCUGAUUGUUGGAGCCUCAUGUCUGUUCCAAUGAUCCUUAAUGUAGCCAAUAACCGUAUAUCUGGAAGCAUUCCAUACUCUUUGUGUUCUUCAACGGCCUUGAGCUCUCUAUAUGUGCGUAAGAAUAAUUUAAGUGGAGAGUUCCCUGCCUCUUUGAAGAAUUGCCAAGGUUUGAAAGUCUUGGAUUUGGGAAGAAAUACAUUGAGUGGAAAAAUCCCAGAAUGGAUAGGGACUAAGUUACCUUAUUUGGGCAUUCUGAGCCUUCGAUUCAACAAAUUCUCUGGGAGCAUUCCUCCAAGUAUAUGUCAGCUUCAAUCUAUUCAAAUACUGGACCUUUCUGGCAACCAUUUAUCUGGAACAAUUCCACAAGGUUUCAGCAAUUUCACCUCACUGCAACUUUUGCAAGAUGGUUCAAGUGUGAGCUAUGACUUUGAUCCUUAUGUUCCUCGAGUUGGUGUAUUGUACCAUGGCAAUGCAUUAGUCCAGUGGAAAAACAAAGAGUCAGAGUACCAGAGUACCUUGUGGCUACUAAAAACCAUCGAUAUUUCUAGCAAUGAACUAGUUGGUGAGAUCCCUAAAGAUUUUAGCCGAAUGAAUGCAUUGCUAUCGUUGAACCUAUCAAGAAACAAUUUGACAGGAAAUAUCAUUGAAGGAAUUGGUACAAUGAAGAUGUUAGAGGUACUUGACUUGUCAAGAAACCAGCUUUCAGGGAAAAUCCCUAUAGGCCUUGCUAAUUUGACGUUUCUUAGUGUGUUGGACUUGUCAAAUAACAACUUGUCAGGGAGAAUACCGUUGAGCACUCAAUUGCAAGGUUUUGAUUCCUCAACUUAUGGUGGGAAUAUUCAGCUAUGUGGCCGUCCUCUUCCAGAGUGUCCUACAUUUGCCCCUCCUAAUCCUCAAGUUGGUUAUGACAGCAAUGCUAGUACUUCUCAAGAAAAUGACGAUGAGUUAUUAUCUAAAGAGUUUUAUAUAUCGAUGGCGUUGGGUUUUAUUAUUGCAUUUUGGGGAGUUUUAGGCUCUUUGUUCUUCAACAAUUCUUGGAGGACAGCAUAUUUCAAGUGGUUAAAUGUACAUUAGAAGUUGCUCCAUCUUUAGCUAAGGGCCUGAUGACUGAGUUUGUAUUCUACUCAUAGUCAAGAGAUAACCUUUCAUCUUUUUUCUUGAAAGUUGCUUUGCUUUUAAUGUUAUUGCUAUAUUUGAAUAUUCUAUGGAUGGCUUGCAAUUAA
Messenger RNA from Nicotiana tabacum (common tobacco), 3320 nucleotides. RefSeq names its product receptor-like protein EIX2. NCBI's taxonomy places the organism in Eukaryota, Viridiplantae, Streptophyta, Magnoliopsida, Solanales, Solanaceae. The record is from RefSeq and is a predicted model, not a curated record. Gene Ontology annotation, molecular function: protein binding.